Xenopus laevis (African clawed frog) is the source of this 5263-nucleotide messenger RNA. It is a transcript of the gene itga1.S, whose product is annotated as integrin subunit alpha 1 S homeolog. The transcript has 30 exons. NCBI's taxonomy places the organism in Eukaryota, Metazoa, Chordata, Amphibia, Anura, Pipidae. The record is from RefSeq and is a predicted model, not a curated record. The coding region runs from base 491 to 4051 and encodes 1186 amino acids.
CCUCUUGGGCGGCAAACAGGAAAUGUUGUGUGGUUGCAAAUGAAGGGGGCUGAGGUUUUGGAGGGAUGCCUUGAUCUGCACUAACCACAUUUACUUGCUUCACUCUUCACACACUUUUUAAAUAUUAAAUCGUCUGUUUUUUUGGAAAUUAAAAGAAAACAUUAGCUCUACUUUUGGGGACUUGGCUACAGGAAACCUUGGAGUAAAAGUUAAAAGCUUCCCGAAUCUGCACAGGAAAGCAGUGAAGAUGUUAUCUCCAGUUCAUUUUCAGCCUAGAAUCAGCCGUAGCUGAAUGGAACAGUUACUGAGCUAUGGAGAGGAAUUUGUAGAUAAACUCCAGUAGACUUUCUCACAGAUAUGUUACACCCUUACAUUUUUUCCUGGAGGCUGGAGAUCUGCACUGCUCAUAUGUUGCACAAGUUCAUUUAAAGUGUUACAUCUCUGUGGCAGAUUUGAGCUCAGCUCCAAAACAAAAAUCCUACCGGGGAAGAUGAGUUCCCAUUGGAAAGGUGCCAUGGGAUUUUCAACAAUGGGCUGCUUCUCUGCAGGGUGCUUGUAUCUCCUUACAGUACUACUGAAGCUUACAGAAGCAUUUAACGUGGAUGUGAAGAAUGGACUUUCAUUCAGUGGCUCAGCUGAAGAUAUGUUUGGAUACACAGUUCAACAGUUUGAAAAUGAUGAUGGCAAAUGGGUACUUAUUGGGUCUCCUCUGGAAGGACAACCAAAACACAGAAUGGGAGAUGUUUACAAAUGUCCAGUUCUCAUGCCAUCAAAUUGUUCCAAACUUAACCUACCAAGCUAUACCACCAUCCCCGACAUUAUUGAAGUAAAGGAAAAUAUGGCCAUGGGAUCAACUUUAGUGAAAAAUCCAAAAGGAGGUUUUCUGGCAUGUGGUCCCCUAUAUGCUUACAGAUGUGGAAGUAUGCAUUAUACAACUGGAAUCUGUUCCAAUGUCAGUUCAUCAUUUAAAGUUUUAAAUUCCAUUGCUCCAUCAGUCCAAGAGUGCAGUUCCCAACUAGAUAUUGUGAUAGUCCUUGAUGGUUCAAAUAGUGUUUACCCAUGGGACAGUGUCACUGAUUUCUUACAGAAGCUUCUGAAAAAUAUGAAUAUAAAUCCUAGUCAGACUCAGGUUGGCAUAGUUCAGUAUGGAGAAAAUGUAACUCAUGAAUUUAACCUGAAUACUUAUGAUUCAACGGCCAAAGUGCUACAGGCAUCAAUGGGAAUUAUGCAAAGAGGGGGAUCUCAGACAAUGACAGCUCUUGGUAUUGACACAGCAAGAAAGGAAGCAUUCACUGAAGCAAGGGGCGCAAGAAAAGGAGUGAAAAAGCUUAUGGUGGUUGUAACAGAUGGGGAGUCACAUGACAAUUACAGACUCAACAACGUUAUCAAGGAGUGUGAGAAAGAUGACAUUCAAAGAUUUUCGAUUGCAAUUCUUGGAAGCUACAACAGAGGAAAUUUAAGUACAGAAACCCUUGUAGAAGAGAUACGAUCCAUUGCCAGUGAACCUAAGGAGAAACAUUUCUUUAAUGUCUCGGAUGAGCUGGCUCUUUCAAAUAUUGUCGGAUCUCUGGGAGAAAGGAUAUUCGCCCUUGAAGCUACAAAUGAAGAUCAGGCAUCAUCCUUUCAAAUGGAAAUGUCACAGACUGGAUUGAGUGCUCAUUACUCAAAGGAUUGGGCAAUGCUUGGUGCUGUUGGAGCAUAUGACUGGAAUGGAACCGUGGUAAUGGUGAAUUCUGAUGCCAUUUUAACACCCAAUAACCAUACAUUUCGAACAAAGGCAGAUGAGAAGAAUGAACCUCUAGCAGCUUACCUUGGUUACACCCUGAGUUCUGCAUCGGUACACGGAGGAGAGGUCUACAUUGCAGGCCAACCCCGAUAUAAUCAUACUGGCCAAGUGAUUAUUUUUAAACUAAAUGGACAGGAAAUUGAGAUACUUCAGACACUGAAAGGAGAACAGAUUGGGUCAUAUUUUGGCAGUGUGCUAACAACUGUGGAUGUGGAUGGAGAUUCAGUUAGCGACAUUCUUCUAGUUGGAGCUCCAAUGUACAUGGGAAGUGCCAAACAGGAGCAAGGAAAAGUGUACGUGUAUAGAAUUCACGAGAAAGAAAUGCAGUAUCAGAUGAGUUUGGAGCCAUUAAACCAGACUUGCUGUUCUCAGCAGAAAGAUAUCAGCUGCCAGAAUGAGAACAAGAACGAGCCAUGUGGCUCUCGGUUUGGAACGGCCAUAGCAGCUGUAACAGACUUAAAUCUGGAUGGCUUCAAUGAUGUCGCUAUAGGAGCCCCAUUAGAAGGGGAUCAUCAGGGGGCUGUUUACAUUUAUCAUGGGAAUGGAAACUCAAUAAAAGGAAACUUUGCCCAGCGUAUCCCAUCAGGCGGUGAUGGAAAGAAAGUCAGAUUUUUCGGACAGUCUAUUCAUGGUGAAAUGGAUUUAAAUGGAGAUGGCCUGACUGAUGUCACUAUUGGAGGACUUGGGGGAGCUUCUCUUUUUUGGUCUCGGGACGUUGCUGAAAUAACAGUAACCACAGAGUUUACCCCAAACGCAAUUAAUAUCGAAAAGAAGAACUGCGAUAUCAACAGCAGACCGACAGUCUGCAUUGAAGCAAGGUUUUGUUUUAAUUUACUGCUCAAGUCUGAUGAGAACAAACUAACAAGCUCAAAUAUCAACUAUACCAUCACCUUGGACUCACCCCGCUACACUUCUCGAGCCUUUUUCAUUGACUCUCAGGAUAGAAAGUUCCAAGGGGUCAUUGGACACACAGCGAAUUGUCACAAUCAUAACUUUUAUAUGGUGGAAAAACCUGAUUUCUUGAAUUCCAUUAACGUUUCGGUUGAAUUUAAUUUUCCUGACCCCGAAAAGGGUCCAAUUCUCAGCAGCGAACUUCCAAACUUUUAUAACUCAUAUAUUCCUUUCACGAUGGACUGCGGAUUAGAACAAAAAUGUAUUACUGACUUAGUCCUAGAUGCAGAAAUACAUAUAGAUGGAAACAGCUUUAAUGAAGCCAUUGUGAAAUCCACUAAGGACAAGUUCAAUCUGACUCUGACGAUAAAGAAUAUGAAGAAGAGUGCUUAUAAUGCCAGGGUGGUUGUGAAAUAUUCUCAAAACAUUAUAUUGGCUGCAACUGAGGAUAAGCAGAAAGUGAGCUGUGAAUCGGAUCACGAUGUUAUAUGCAAAAUAGGAUAUCCUUUCUUAAAGGAGAAUGAAAAGAUUGCAUUUAAAAUUACAUUCCAGUUCAACGUUUCUCACCUUUUGGAUACUGCUUUCAUAUUUGUCAGUGCAACAAGUGACAGUGAAGAGAAGACCGAAACUCUGAUGAACAAUAGGAAGAACAUUACGUUUCCAGUGACAUAUGAAUCCUGGCUGACAUUUGUAAGCUCUACAAAAGAGUUUCAUGUUCCAAUUGCUGCAAACGAGUCUAUACCAACAGCCAUCAAUUCCACUGAAUCCAUUGGGGCCGAAGUGAUCAUAAACUAUGUGAUUAAGAAGAAUGAUUUUAUUCCAAUGCCAGAGGUUUCCUUCAGUCUUUCAUUUCCAUACAAAACACCAGACAAUAAUAUUCUCCUUUAUCUCACCAAUGUGUCCUCCUCUCAAAAUGUCAAUUGCAGCACUGACCUCCUGGACCCACUGGGCAUAAAUUCUGGAAAAACAUAUGUGAUGCCGGAGUUUAAAGAGAAUUUAAGAGACACAAUAUUGGACUGCAAAAGAAACCAAUGUAGCGCAUUUGACUGCACUGUAGAUCCAGCCAAUGAAACUUAUGUCAAUGUGUCACUAAGGGUAUGGAAAGCAACAUUUAUAAAGGCCGGUAUUCACAAUCUGAACCUUGUGCUGAAUGCAAAGCUUAAAAGUGAGAGCUCCUUGCUGAUCCUAAACCCUGAGAGCAGGAAUUAUGAGACAAUGAUUAAAUUAUCGAAAGAACUGGAGCAAGGAAGAGUGCCUUUCUGGGUUAUUCCUCUUAGCAUUAUCAUUGGCCUGCUGGUAUUAGCCCUGAUCAUAUUUGCAAUGUGGAAGGCUGGAUUUUUCAAAAGGCCGCUAAAAGAAAAGAUGGAAGAAUGACAUUUUUGCAUUUCUUUUUGGUCAUACUUGAACAUAGUUGGAUCCUUACAUUUAUUUUAAUGUUUGACAAGGAUAAAAGAUAGAAGACAUCUAAGAAAAGUGUUUGGAUCAUUGACAGAAAGUGAUUAAAUCUGGAAGUUGCUGAACCAUUCUAGAUCAGCAUCUAUAGGAAACUUCAACAUAAGCAAUGACUUGUUGGAAACAGUUGUUAAAGGAGGUGGCACGUAGCAAGUUCUGCAGAUUACUUGUGCAUCACCCUAAUGUUUAUACAAAGAUGCCAUCAUAUUAUAUUAAGUGCUAAAAUCAAGGCGUGUCUCCAAAAAAUGAAUGUCGGACUAUUUCAAAAACAAAUAACAUUGGAAAGUGAUGUGAUACAAGGCCAAGAGAAAAGUUGACCAUGUUUUCAAUUUUUUUCCUUUGUUUUUGGAUGUUGGUUAUACUGUCAUUAAGAGGAAUCCAUUUGGAACCGAAAUCUGUAUUGGUUUACUACUACUGGAGAUCUUAUACUUAUUUCAUGAGUUGCGUUCUGUAUGUGGCACCAUAAUUAAUAAGCAGAAGAUUGUUCUGAAAUUGGGUGGGGUGAAAUGUCUACUCACUCCCAUCAGAAACUGAAUGCUAACAAUUUAGGGAAAAGGCAGAUUCUCUAUCCCUCCUGAGUAGUGAUGUGCGAAUUUGUCCCGUUAUGGGCGAAACGGCGAAAAAUUUGCGAAACCUGACAAUUCCAAUGCUGGCGACAAUUUGACACAUGCCUAUUUUAUCCAAUUGCAUUAAAGUCAAUGGGCGUUUGGUAAAUUUUUGAAGUAUUCGAUAUUGUCGUCGGUGUAAGAAUUGUCGACGGCGUUAAAAAGCUUUGACACCGGCGAAAAUUUGCCAGCAAAUUUUCACUGCAAUUUCGAAAAUGUAUUUGCCAGUGUCAAAAUGCCGAAAUUCCCUGUGAAUUCGCGCCUGGUGAAUAAAUUUGCCCAUCACUACUCCUGAGAGAUGGAUAAAUAUAAACACAAAAAAAAUCUUGCCUUCCAGACAUUACCAGGAAUUUCUUUAGCUAAAACACAAUAUUAAUUUGUGGUGCUGAUUUAGCACAGCUCUCAUUUUAGUUUUGUGACAAAUAUUGUUACUGUAUUAUGAAAUUUUGCACUGAUUAUAUUUUGGUGUAAUAUAGUGAAUAAAGUACCCCCUCUUGUAAAAUAUAAAGAUAUUAUAAGUUACCGAGGA